Molecule: messenger RNA, 1404 nt
Organism: Symbiodinium sp. CCMP2456
Lineage: Eukaryota; Dinophyceae; Suessiales; Symbiodiniaceae
Source: the annotation of a GenBank genome assembly
AUGUUGCAUGUUCCGGAUUGGUUUUCAUGCCUUUUGCAACAUCGACCAGAGGUGUUGCUAGCUGGCUACAAUGUUGAGGACGAGGAUCUACGUCAUCAUUUGCGGGCCUUUUGGGAAUCCUACAGGCAAGAAAAUCCUUCGCAUCCUGUCUUCGCAACUCACUGCGACCACCUGGACUCAUGCCUGCCUUAUUUCCUAUUCGGGGAUGAAGGGCGGGGACAUCGAAAGUCACCAGUCAUGAUAUUUGCCUUUGAAACAGUUCUCGGAUUGAGAACGAAAGCAAUCUACGAAGAGAGCCGGAAAACAGACCUCCGUGGCGCAGCUCAAACAAAAGCUCUGUUGGAUGCCCAACGGCACACUGCUAAGCUCAGCUCCUUGAAAUCACGAUUUUUGCUGGCCGUACUUCCACAUCUUUGGUACAAGGGGAAGCUUGUGCACGUUUACCGCAACACGCUGGAUGCUGUAUCAGUCAAAUGCCAAGACCUUUUUCAUGCAGGUGUACAACACUGCGGCAAGAAGUUCUACGGUGUAUUAUUGGGGGUCAAAGGCGAUUCGCCAGCUUUGACGAAAAUGGGAAUGCUGAACCGGGCAUUCAAUAGGCUGGGCUUCGAUAAGGGGAUUUGCCCCUUUUGUCUCGGUGGCAAACAAAACUUUCCCUGGGAGGACAUGUCUCAGGAGGCUGCAUGGCAUUCAACUAUUGGACAAGUGCGUCCUUGGGAUGCAAAUUGCACCAAUCAGCUUCUAAGCAUACCAUUCAGCCUUGAUGUGCCCGAGUUCGUCUUCCGGAGUGACCCCUUUCAUGUCUGCAAGUAUGGGAUUGGACGGCAUUUCGGUGCUUCUGCCCUGGUACUCCUGGCUUCGUGGAACACGUGGGGUGCAGCUGCACUGAAUUUUGAUGAAAGGAUGGCCCGGGCCUUCGACGACUUUUCUUUCUGCUGCUCGAAGGAACUCAAAGGCACUCCACAUUGCAAAGCCUUCACGAGGGACGGCCUUCAUUUCGACAGGGAAUCAAGUUUCCCAUGGGCCGGUUGGAAAGGCUCAGACACAAUGUUGGUGUUACGCUGGCUGGUUCGUUUGAUCCGCUACGGCAUCGUGACAGAUGCUCGAUCUGGAACAAGUUUGCUUGCUGAGCCACCUGGUCCACAGGAACUCUUGCAGUUUCAAAAAGACGUGUUGGAAGCUGUACUGGAUGGGGCAUGUUCCAUGGUUCGUUUCUUCCAGAUCCUCUACCACAACGGUGCUUGGAUUUUAUCACCUGCCUGCUUUUUGGCAGAAUCAAGUGAGGAUUUUAUUGGACAGGUGGCUAGAUUGGCUCGUCGAACCUCCGCACGAUCUACCUGCUCCCGCACCAUACAGCGGUAUUUGAUUAAGUGCCACUUCGACUACAAGGAUUUGACACGCUAG